UGCCCGCCUUGUCAACUUAGCGAUCGUCUUGAUUAACGUACCCGACCUCGAGUCCUACCCCAUCUUCAGAACCUCAUGGCCUUUCUGAUUCCAUGUGUAAACCUUCUUCAUUGAUCAUACAUUGAAUAUCUUUCUGCCUUCUGUCUUCACUCGUUACUACCGGUCCAGUCUUACUCGCCCCGAACCAAGUCCGAUCGUGAGAUUGUGACGUUAUUCCUCUCUAAUACGGUCAUACGCCCUGAGCAGCCUGUCGUCUCACUUGGAGACACGGCUGCCAGUGUACCUAAGCCACCACGACUCCUUCAACGAGGAAAAGGAAGCCAGAAGAGUCGGUGACGGAUGCGUUGAGCCAGGCUCCUACCAAAACCCGCAAGACAUCUACAAUCCCUCUGCAGGGUCCGACCACACCGGUAACUGAGCACGGCUCGCCCCCGCUGCAAGAGAUGGAUUCGGAGGACGAGUUCAUGUCAGACCUGCCGAGCGGGGAUGAGGUCGACUUCGACGAAGGCACCCAAGAUAGUGAUAUUGGGAGCAUAGGGGGUGACUUCGAUCAAGACCAAGAUGGCGGCUUUGGUUAUGACAAAGAUAUCCUAACGAACCGGCAGAAGCCUUCUGAGAUCGAAUACAAAGUACUGAGUCCAAAAGACAUACAAUUACAACAAGACCGUCAGUUUCAGGAGGUAUCGUCGAUUAUAGAGUUGCCGCCUGAACAAACAGCGAUUCUCCUCCGCUUCAUGAGGUGGAACAAGGAAAAGUUGAUUGAGUCAUACAUGGACAACCCGGACAAAGUACUUGAGGCUGCUGGGCUGGGACCCGAGUCUGCGGGAUCACCGAAGCUUACGACGGUCAAGGGGUUUACCUGCGAGAUCUGCUACGAGGACGGCCCUUCUCUACAAACAUAUGCUAUGAAGUGCGGCCACCGGUAUUGUGUCGACUGUUAUACUCAUUAUCUCACUCAAAAGGUCAAGGAAGAAGGAGAGGCUGCCAGGAUCGAAUGUGCCUUCGAUGGUUGUCAUCGUAUUGUUGACUCCAAGACACUCAAGUUGUUGGUCGAUCGGAGUGUCCAGGAUCGUUAUGGCGUUCUACUCACUAGGACUUACGUGGAUGACAAGGACAAUUUGAAGUGGUGUCCUGCUCCAGAAUGUGAAUAUGCGAUUGAUUGCCCCGUCAAGAAGCGAGAUCUGAACAGAAUUGUUCCUACCGUCCGGUGUGCUCAUGAGCACAGCUUCUGCUUCGGCUGCACCCUGGCGGAUCAUCGUCCAGCACCUUGUGCACUGGUCAAGAAAUGGAUGAAGAAGUGUGAAGAUGACUCCGAGACCUCCAAUUGGAUAUCGGCCAACACCAAGGAAUGUCCUAAAUGCAACUCAACCAUUGAGAAGAACGGCGGCUGCAAUCACAUGACUUGUAGGAAAUGCAAGCAUGAGUUCUGCUGGAUGUGCAUGGGACCAUGGUCUGAACAUGGCACAAGCUGGUACAACUGCAAUCGGUUCGAAGAGAAAUCUGGGGCAGAGGCACGCGAUGCUCAAGCGCGUUCUCGUCACUCGUUGGAGCGGUAUCUGCACUACUACAAUCGUUACGCCAAUCAUGAGCAAUCUGCCAAACUCGACAAGGACCUGUGGCUCAAGACCGAGAAGAAGAUGCAAAGUCUGCAGACUCAGUCCAACAUGUCUUGGAUCGAGGUACAAUUCCUUGACACCGCCUCAAAAGCCUUGCAGGCGUGCCGCCAGACCCUCAAGUGGACAUAUGCCUUCGCCUUCUAUCUAGCACGCAACAACAUGACAGAAAUCUUUGAGGACAAUCAACGUGAUCUGGAAAUGGCGGUGGAAAACCUGAGUCAAAUGUUCGAAAAGCCAGUGAAUGAACUUGGAAGUCUCAAAGUCGAAAUACUGGACAAGACUACGUACUGCAAUCGCCGAAGAGAGAUUCUGCUUAGCGACACAGCUGAGAAUCUGAAGAAAGACCUGUGGAAAUUCAACACUGAGUUAUGAUGUAGCAUGUGGCACAGCGGGCUGAAGGAGCAAAGGAGUUUACACCAUCCAUUGUGGUAGCUAGGCGUUUGUCCGAUGAAUUGGGUUGGAUGCAUUUUCACAGCAGAAGGU
Exophiala viscosa is the source of this 2099-nucleotide messenger RNA. RefSeq names its product ubiquitin-conjugating enzyme E2. Lineage: Eukaryota; Fungi; Ascomycota; Eurotiomycetes; Chaetothyriales; Herpotrichiellaceae. The record is from RefSeq and is a predicted model, not a curated record. The coding region runs from base 444 to 1988 and encodes 514 amino acids. Gene Ontology annotation, biological process: positive regulation of proteasomal ubiquitin-dependent protein catabolic process; ubiquitin-dependent protein catabolic process; protein polyubiquitination. Gene Ontology annotation, molecular function: ubiquitin conjugating enzyme binding; zinc ion binding; ubiquitin protein ligase activity. Gene Ontology annotation, cellular component: cytoplasm; ubiquitin ligase complex. The transcript is spliced from 3 exons.